AUGCCUAACUAGGGGUCAACUGUUUUGAGAUCCUAAUAAUCUCUAAUGCCAAUGUUUCUAUCUCCAAGAGAAAAUCGAACUCCUUCAAAAGAUAGAAAUCUAUCCAACUAAAAAUCUUAAGUUUAGAUGCAUUAUUACCAGUAAGAUAAGACUAUGUCAACUGCUAACACUAAUUCCACAUUUAAUUAUAUGGAUUCCUCAAACAAACUCAUUCAAAAUUUGAGUAACUUUGCUGCAACUUUAAAAUCACCAACGAACAACUAAAGCUUAAGCAAGAAUUAAUCCAGCUAAAAAUAAAGCAUUGUCCAUCCUGUUAAUUAGACUAGCACUCAAUAGAUGCAAAGAUCACUGAUCAAGAAAUUUUCAAGCAAUGCCUUAUAAAAUUAAUUUAAAAAUGAGGGGUUGAUUGCACUUGAAGAGAAAUUUUCAUUAGGAUCAAGAAAAUAUUCUCAGUUUGAGUAAUAAUAGCAUAACUAUACCUAGAUUCCAACUACAGCAUCCUAAACCAGCACAUUUCUGAAUAAUGACAAGUCUCCAAUCAGAAAAUUAAAUAACAGAUUCAGAAUAGAUUUGGACAAAAGAUCGAUAACACCUAUUAUUGGAAGUGAUAGUGCUACAGAUUUUUACAACUCUUAAAACAAUAAUAAUAAUUUAACAGCGUCAAAAUUGAAACAAAAGCAAGAUUCAGCUAGAGACUCAAUCUAUUACACACAAGUUAAUAAUAUUAAGACUCAGUAAAAUGUAUUGAAAAAAAGAUCUCAAAAUAUCAUGGUUCCCAAAAUAGCCAUAGACUUUAACCAAAUAUAAAAUGUCUAAUCACCAAUCAAUGCAAAAAAGAAUUUAGAAUAUUACAGUCAAGUUAGUGCUAGUAACAGCAAAAGUAAUUAGCAUCAAUAAAGCAGUAAUAAAAUCUCAAACAAUAAAAAAUAAUAAGUUUAAUCCAAUGCAUUAGGGUCAAAGGAGAAUUAAAACUAGCCAAUCAGAUCUUUAAGAAACUUUGCCUAGGUUUAAUUUAGCACAUAAGACACUGCAAUGUCCCCAAUUAGCAGGAAUGAUAAUACCAAGAUUAAAUAGCAAUACUCAUAGAGAAGUUAAUAGAAUUAAUUGUUAAAUAGUGGGUCAUAAAAUAGAAGCACCUCCUAGUAUAAGAAAACUUCUAAUAGAAUAAAUGAUUACUAAACUAGCAUUGAAAGUUAGUAAAAGCCAUUUAGACAAUAAGUGAGAGAGCACCAAAGGAAAAUCCUUAAUGAAAUGCAAAAUAUCAGAAAAGAAAUGAGAAAAAUAUCAAGAUCUAGUCAUAGAUAAUAUGAUUCAUAAGGAAAUGAAGAAUAUGAUAACAACUCAAUCUUUAACCUAAAAUAUGACUCAGAUGAAGAAAGUGGUUUAGAUGGUCCUUAGGCUUUGAAAUUUAUAAAGGAAUUUCAUAGUUCAAGAAAGUAACUGAACCCAAAGUCAGACUAAAAUUAAGAUUAAAUUUAAGCUAAUGAGGAUAAAUUUGAUUAGAUGAUGAGGGAAUUCUAAAUUGAGUACUAAAAAGAACAGGAUUAUUAAUAGUAGAAAUAAUUUGAAUCUCUCAACAGCCAUAAAAAGGAAUAGCAUCUUCAGUAUCAAAACACUGAACAGUUCCAGAUGUUGACGACUAAUAUAGAUCACGAAGAGUGCACAUUUGAUGACUAUAGGAAUGUAACAGAUGAUAGUGAGAGCGUGCUUAACAAUUAAGACUACAAAAAUCCAUUCCACAAAAACAACUAAAAUACUGCUGAACCGUAAAACCCCAAAUUGAAUAAACUUAAUGUUUAAGCACACUUAAAUUACAACCAAGUAAAUUUUUCUAAGAACAAUAUUCUCCAGUCAACUGAAUAUAAUACUCUAUUGAAUGCAACCUCAAAACUAUUUUCAGAAGAUUUAAAUGAGGAAGGUUUAGAGUAAGUUGAAGAUGAAGAAGAGUUUGAUGAGUACAACUUUGAGAAGUAGUACAAAUAAGUCAAGUUCAUGAAUAAUCUAAGCAUCCAAGAUCAUUUCAAGUUUGAAUUUUCAUCACCUUCUAUGACUCAGAUUUCUCCUACUACUUAGCAAGAUAAGGAAAAGCUUAUUAUGGGAAGAUUCUAAGAAGACAGCUAAAUACUAAAUUAAGGAACAAUUGAAGACACAGAUAAAAACGCCUAUAAAAAUAUGGGUAAAGCUAAAAAGUGGCUACAGCUAAUCAAGAAAAAUAAAGAUAAACUGAAUCAUAAAAAUGAAGAUCUUAAUGCUAAAGCAGCAUAUUUAAUAACUAACCAUUGCAUACCUAGAUUGAAAAUAGAUUCUAUUUUAUCAUCAGGAAUGUCAGGUAGUGAAGAUUCAGCCUCAUCUUAUGCAGCCUCAUUUUUAUCUUCUUAAAGGUCAUCUAGAUAUCAAUCAUAAGCAACUUUAAGAUAUGAUCCCAAGCAUGUUCUUUUCGUAUAUAUCUUUUGGAGUACAUUCUUGAAUUACAUACUUACCACUGGAUCUAAAAGUCUCCAAUAGCAGGCUUAGCAGCAGAAAAAUUAUAUGUGA
Messenger RNA from Stylonychia lemnae, 2535 nucleotides. NCBI's taxonomy places the organism in Eukaryota, Ciliophora, Spirotrichea, Sporadotrichida, Oxytrichidae. The record is from the annotation of a GenBank genome assembly.